GGUUGACCAUUAUUUUGCAGUUUAGAUGAGGUCUAGACUUGCUGCAAAACGGGUGAAAAGUUUGAUUGAUUAAUAAAUAUAAAAAUCGGGAAAAAAGGAUUUAAUUUUUAUUUACAAAAGACGGUGUAAUAAUAAUAAUUAUAAACAUGUUUAGCAAGUUAAAUGUUUUAAUUGUAUUAAGCUUGAAUGUAUGGCUGGUGCUAGCAGCGCCUCAAGUGCACAACUUUAAGGAAAUUUCGGAAAUACCCAGCGAUAUACCCGUUUGCAGUGAAAAAGAUCUAAACAUUAACGAAUGCAUACGCAAUGCCUAUCAGCAAAUGAUACCCAGAGCCAAGAAUGGCAUUCCCGAAUUAAAUAUACCACCCAUGGAUCCAUUGGAGGUGGACAAAACCAAUUAUGAAUUUGCCAACAGUAUAAUACAAGGAAAAGUGGCCUUAAGAAAUCUUAAAAUCAAUGGUCUCAGCGACACCAUCAUUAAUAGUGUAGACUUCAAAAAGGAUGGGGAUAACAUCAAAAUGGAGGUAAAGUCCCUAACCCCUAAACUGUUCAUUGAGGGAAAAUAUAAGGCUGAGGUUAAAAUAAAUGAUGCUAGAAUGAAUUCCAAGGGAGUGUUUAAUUUGACCAUGACUGAUAUUGAUGUCAUUGCCCAGCCGGAGGCAGAGCUAUAUGAACGUGAUGGCCACAAGUAUAUGCGCAUAACUAAAUUCAAUAUUGAGCCCACUUUGGGCAAUAUGAAGUUCUAUGCCACUGGUCUAGUGCCAGAUGCUAUUUUAAACGAUGCUAUUCUUGAAUUUGUUAAUCAAAAUUGGCGCACUGUUUACAAAUCUCUAAUACCCGAGACUCGUUCGACUUGGGAGCCCGAAUUCCUUAAAGUGAGCAAUGAAUAUUUUUCACAUUUACCCUUUGACUUGAUAUUAACUAAGGAAUAAUUUUUAAUUUGCUUUAUAUUAAUAAAACUACUGGUAAAGAUUUUGUUAUAAUUAUUGUUUAUGAAACGAAA
Calliphora vicina (urban bluebottle blowfly) is the source of this 1000-nucleotide messenger RNA. Its product is annotated as protein takeout-like. The coding region runs from base 147 to 929 and encodes 260 amino acids. The transcript is spliced from 4 exons. Lineage: Eukaryota; Metazoa; Arthropoda; Insecta; Diptera; Calliphoridae. The record is from RefSeq and is a predicted model, not a curated record.